AUGAAAUGCCAUGCCCAAAAGAACGACAAAUCGACUCCUGCCAAUGCUUCCUCAAGGAGGAACACCAUCUCAGAGGGCGUUCCACCUCAGCCUUCCCAGGAUGAGUUCAACAUCAACUCUCCUGGCGCCCUUGCCAAUGGGCCCCAUACGGGGAUCCCCUUGAUGCAGAUUCUCUCUCCCAGUAACUACCUCUCUCAGACUGGGAAUGAUCCUUCUCAAUCUGCCAGACAAUCUUCGAUAGAUGUGUCUAACCCUUUUCUCGAUGCCUCGUCGAAUCCCAGCAAUGCUCUUACCAUACAGCUGCCUGGGUCGGCGUGGACGAUGCCUUCCCCCAUUACCACCUUGAACAACAAGACCUCGACUUCCUCACAUGCCCAGAAACAGUCUCCAUCGCAGAAUAGUGGUGAAGUAUCAACCUUUGAAACUUCGGUCACCAGCCCCCAUAACAACCAUGGGCAGACUCCCAGAUCUGAGAUCGCGCCCAACCAAUUUUCCGACAGCCAUAUUGAGUGGCUUCCUCAGACGGACAAUUCCAGCACCAGUAAUUUCCACGAUCCUUUUCAGAUGUGGUUGUUUCCCUCCUUGGGCGACUUGGAUCAAUCUCCGGACUUCCUGCAAACCUAUGGCAUCCCUGAUCCUCAACAGCCAUACCAAGAUUCGAAAGAUAUGGUGAAUGGCAGGGCCUACGACCCUGUGGACAGGACGAAAAAUAUCGCCAAGGUCCCUCGGGAACGCUUCUCUAGGGUGCAGCGAUGCUGGAAUCCACGUCCAGGUCGCGUCCAUCGCAUCAUGCCAGUGCUUUGGAGAGAAGUUGCUUCAUCGCCAAUGGACAACCUUUUCUCCGAGUCGCCUGUUGCAGAUGACUUUCGGACCGCGUCGAACUGGGGUCUCGAUACUGAUUGCAGAGUUCGAUUGAGGGACACAUUCCGUACCCCCGCUCCGUCGGCAUACCACUCGCCUAAACUGCAAGCAGUCGUCGAUCCAGCUCUCUCAUCUCAACAGCCAGCGAACGAAGAGUUCCCUCCCGCCGAGAUACUUGAUAUCGCACUAGGCCUUUUCUUCCGUCGAUUUCACCCUACUGUCCCCUUUAUUCAUAUUGCGACGUUCUCCGUUCGAAAUACUCCUGCACCAAUGCUGUUCGCCAUAUGUCUUAUUGGUUUGAGCAUUCUGGGGACCACCGGCGCCACCAGAUUUGUGUCCAAGAUGUUCCCCAGCUUUUUACAACGUGUUUGUAAUGAUUUAUCGGCCUGUGCGGGAUUUUCUGCCACGCCGACGCAACAGAUGGUCCUGUUUGCAACGGGUCUGCUGACGCUGAACUUAUCUGUUAUCACUGGAGACAAAGAUUGCUUUAAUCAGAGUCAGAUGCUGUAUGUUAGUCUGUUGGCUAUGGUCCAGCAGAACGGGCUGUUCGCGGCCGGUGAUGGGCAGUCUCUCGACGUGCUUCUGUCCGAAAUGUCCGAAUCCGAUGAUCGUUGGAAGGCGUGGAGCAGGAUAGAGUCGGCGAAGCGUCUGAUCCUCGGACUGCUACUAUGUGAUUCAUGGUACUCGAACUUGUUGUCAAAGGCACCGAUCGUGCGAUCGGAAUCCGUCUGCGUCGUGGCGCCUUGUGAUGAAGCCCUCUUCCAAGCGAAAUCCGCGACCCAAUGGCAAUCGCUGCUUCGCAGUGGUAAGAGCCAGAGUGCUCCAACCUUCAGGAUUGAAGACCUGCACAAACAAGAUAUGGCACCAAUUGGGAACUUAGGAUACCUGGGCCGGUCAUCACUACUCGCAUUGCUCCAGAUCCAAGUUCUGGAAGCUUAUCAACGGCUUAUGCCUUCGGAUCAAUUGACUAUUGGGUCAUACAUACCGUGGCACGUCUACGCCGGCGAUGCACGUGCUAGCACGCUUGUACCAGCGCUUCUCGCCGCUACUCACACCGCAGGCCCGCUUUCGAAAGUCGACGACACGAAUUGCAUUGUCCUCUGGCACAGUCUAUGCGUCAUGCUCUUGUCAGAUUUUCGCAUGUUUGAGUUGGCAGCCGGUCGCCACGGCGCUGCUCCUGCGACUGGUGCGUUGGAGAAUAUUUCCCAAUGGAGCCAAACGCAAGCGGCGCGCAGGGCGUGCGUACACGCAGCACAGACGUUCAAACUCAUGUCUGAGCGCCGAGUCAGUGACAACGUGACGAUUCAUAGCGUAACAGCACUCUUCGCCUCGGCACUCGUGCUCGGCCUCUACCUCUUCAUGGUGAACCCGAGCUCCGGUCGGCAGGGCACCGCGCCCGUCGAGCUCAUGGACGCGGACCCGGACUGGGCCGAGUUGGGAGACAUGGGUUUCAAAGACGAAAGCCUGGACCCAACAUCCGCCGAACGAAAUCUCACCACCAAUCGCGAGGACGAGCACUUCAGUCUGGUGUAUCAAUUCGUCAAAUAUGGCGGCGCCCUGUCCCUGGGCGGGGUGGCACAUAGUGGCGGAUACGAAGGUGCCAGGCGGGUGCUGUUGGACUUUGCAAACCUGAUGGACGGCAUCAGUGGGAGGAGGCUGAGGACGUUUACGCAGGUGCUGCAUAUCAUGAGCGACGAUCUGAUGAAUGUGGAUCCGGCAUUGUAG
This is a messenger RNA of Fonsecaea multimorphosa CBS 102226, 2586 nucleotides long. RefSeq lists its product as uncharacterized. Gene Ontology annotation, biological process: regulation of transcription by RNA polymerase II; DNA-templated transcription. NCBI's taxonomy places the organism in Eukaryota, Fungi, Ascomycota, Eurotiomycetes, Chaetothyriales, Herpotrichiellaceae. The record is from RefSeq and is a predicted model, not a curated record. The transcript has a single exon. Gene Ontology annotation, cellular component: chromatin. Gene Ontology annotation, molecular function: RNA polymerase II cis-regulatory region sequence-specific DNA binding; zinc ion binding; DNA-binding transcription factor activity, RNA polymerase II-specific. The coding region runs from base 1 to 2586 and encodes 861 amino acids.